CAGCUGUCCUUCAUGACAACAGAAGCCACAGAAAUCCUCCUCAUCAAAAACAUGACUUUGAUCUGCGUCCUCAUCUGGACUCUCCUCUGCUGCUGCUUCACAGAGUCCAGAGGACAGGUCACAGUGACUCAGCAGCCUGCAGCAGUGACCUCUGCUAUUGGAGGCUCCGUCUCCAUCAGAUGCAGGACCAGUCAGAAUGUUUAUGUAGGGUCUUCAAGUGGUAAACCCUUGUUAUCCUGGUACCAACAAAGAGCUGGAGAAGCUCCUAAACUCCUCAUUUACAGGGCUAGCACUCGACAGUCAGGGAUUCCAAGUCGUUUUACAGGCAGUGGAUCAAACUCUGACUUCACUCUGACCAUCAGUGGAGUCCAGGCUGAAGAUGCAGCAGUUUACUACUGUUUGGGUAAUUUUGACUGUAGCAAGUAUGACUGCUUCACACAGAUGACUUUGAUCUGCGUCCUCAUCUGGACUCUCCUCUGCUGCUGCUUCACAGAGUCCAGAGGACAGGUCACAGUGACUCAGCCUGCAGCAGUGAGCUCUGCUGUUGGAGGCUCCGUCUCCAUCAGUUGCAGGACCAGUCAGGAUGUUUUUUAUAGCAGCCCAUACCACUUUUUAGCCUGGUACCAACAGAGAGAUGGAGAAGCUCCUAAACUCCUCAUUUACGGUGCUACCAAUCGAGCAUCAGGGAUUCCAAGUCGUUUUACAGGCAGUGGAUCAAACUCUGACUUCACUCUGACCAUCAGUGGAGUCCAGGCUGAAGAUGCAGCAGUUUACUACUGUCAGAGUGCUCACUAUAUCAACAGUAAAGAUGUGUUCACACAGUGAAAAAUGGUCGUACAAAAACCUCCCUCAGUCAGACUGAACAGAAACUGAACUGACUGCUGCAGCUGGAAGCUCCUGCAGAGACUGAUA
Molecule: messenger RNA, 912 nt
Organism: Scatophagus argus
Lineage: Eukaryota; Metazoa; Chordata; Actinopteri; Scatophagidae
Exons: 4
Coding region: 13-825 (270 amino acids)
Biological process (GO): immunoglobulin production; immune response
Source: RefSeq, a predicted model, not a curated record